AUGGACGCUGAGCACCCAAGGCCUACAAAGAGGCGCCAUUUGGCCGUCGAGGAGCGACAGCGAGCCAUCCGCGCCUGUGCCGAGUGUCGCCGCCUCAAGGAGAAAUGCGAGGAUGGCAUACCGUGCAGGCGCUGUCGCCAUCUACGCCGCCCGUGUGAAGUCGCUCCUGUGCCUGCUCCUGUGGACAGGCCAGCCCCGGACUUUGCCGGCUCGCUCAAGGAUCUGAUAGACCGCUUGCGAUACAUGGGGUUCAUCCUAAAACACCAUUUUCCAGACCUAGCGCUGGAUAUAGACUCUCUGCGGCGCAUGUGCGACGCGCUGGCCUCGCGCACUCCACGCCCCGACCAACAUGAGAACAUGGUGGAGUCGUCCGAGCAACUCGCCAAUGUCCAACCGACCGAUAGCAGCCCUGGCAUCGAAGACGAAGAUUGCACUAUUGACUCUGUAGACGAUACGACAGUUCAUUAUUCGGGCGAAUUCUCACACUGGAACUUUUCUAUGCAUAUCAAACGCAAUAUAGACGAACUCAUGGCUAAAUCCAAUGUGCCGAGCCUAGACAACGUCAACCGAGUGCCAGAAUUCCACCGCGUCGGCGAGGCAGACCCAAGUUCGACUUCCAUCGCAGAUAUUGUCGCCAUGCUGCCGCCCCGUCCGGUAGCCGCUUUUUUGAUCAAUGUCUUUUUCAAGCAUGCCACGAGUAUCUACUACUUUGUAGACCGACGCUGGCUCGACGGCACUUUGGACCUCAUUUACAACAAUGUGACCAACCUGCGCUCAAAGGAUGUCACUGCAGCGUGCGUCAUGCUGAUGGUGCUCGCCGUCGGAACCCAAUAUGUCCACCUGGAAUCUCCUGAAAAGCAGGGUAAACGAAGCACUAACAAUUCAACUUCCUCCAACACCCAAGGGAGCCGGGAGCUCGACAUCGGAUCUGCCUUUUACCGCCAAGUGGCAAAACUCAUCUCGGAAGUCACCCACGCUGGCUCACUGCUCAGCGUUCAAGUUUUUCUACUUCUGGGCCUCUAUUGGUUGCCUCUUGAUGCCUCUGGACUGAGUUAUGUCUAUCUAAACCUGGCCAUCAAGGUAGCCAUACAAAACGGGAUGCAUCGAAAUGUCUCUCGCAGCUCUUUUGAUUCGAGCACCAAAGAGAUCCGGCGCCGUAUUUGGUGGACAGCUUACUCUGAACUAUUCCUUCAAGAAAUAUCACGACUUCGGACAUGCGAAAAGUCCGAAGUCAGGACAAUCUUGAACCGUAUCAAGCUCAUGAAGACGAAUUUCCAAGGACGGUGGUCUCCUCCUCAAAGAGAUGUGCCACUAGUAUCCACGUCCAGUCAAGUGGAGCAGCUAAAGUCACGUGCUGAGAUACAUGCUCGGUUGGAGUGCUGCUUAUUGCACAUGUUCAUUGGGCGACCUUUCAUUCUGGCCCACCGCCAAGUACGUGCAGGGAUUGUUGUUCCGAGUCCUUCGAAAGCAUCCCGGGCAACAGCACCCGAGCCGCAUGCGCAGUGGACUUUCCUAGUUCAAGACUGUGUUGCGGCUGCAAAAGAAGUUAUCAGCCUCUGUCAUACCCUGCAGACGGGGCGCAUGGGCCUCGCAAAGUCGUCAUAUACCGAGUACAGCUCAUGCCGCGCAUCCCUGCUGGUCUUGAUUGCUUACAGUACCUGCUACCGCACAAACGAGUUCGCAAGCACUCUACAAAGAGGUCUUGAUGCGAUCAGAGAAAUGGCUUCGGUGGGUGAUUCGGCACGCUCAGAAGUCUCUCUUCUUGAGACGCUGGAGGCAGCGUUACAUCGACUUCGAGUAUUCGAUCCAUUACCCGAACCGCCGACGGACACAGGCGGAAACAGCUCAGCGGAAGAGAGUUACGCGGGUUUUCUCAACUGGUAUACCAAACUGGGCGGCCCCGCCAAUUCUCGUACCGAUUCGACAUACAACGGCGAUGAUGGGCAAGCGGCGAGGGCUCUGCAACCCCGUGAGCCCGAAUCACAAAUGGGGCCAAUCAGAUAUGUCCCAGCGGUGCCCAGUAUACCGAGCGAUCCAUCCCUCGAUAUCUACCCCUUUGACUUUAACCUGCUAAAUCCGGAUGGAAGCGCCGCUUUCUUUACACCAGACUUCAAUGAGCACGGCAACCCUGAACGAGAAUUGUUUGAGAAUAUUUUGUGGGUGCCCAGGUAG
Messenger RNA from Trematosphaeria pertusa, 2172 nucleotides. RefSeq lists its product as uncharacterized. The record is from RefSeq and is a predicted model, not a curated record. Bases 1 to 2172 code for a protein of 723 amino acids. Gene Ontology annotation, biological process: regulation of DNA-templated transcription; DNA-templated transcription. Gene Ontology annotation, molecular function: DNA binding; DNA-binding transcription factor activity, RNA polymerase II-specific; zinc ion binding. Lineage: Eukaryota; Fungi; Ascomycota; Dothideomycetes; Pleosporales; Trematosphaeriaceae. The transcript is spliced from 6 exons.